Cyphellophora attinorum is the source of this 564-nucleotide messenger RNA. RefSeq lists its product as uncharacterized. The record is from RefSeq and is a predicted model, not a curated record. The transcript is spliced from 2 exons. The coding region runs from base 1 to 564 and encodes 187 amino acids. NCBI's taxonomy places the organism in Eukaryota, Fungi, Ascomycota, Eurotiomycetes, Chaetothyriales, Cyphellophoraceae.
AUGAAGUCGCUUGCAUUGCAGCUUCUCUUUGCUAUAGCAGCACUGUGUAGGGACCCUUGCGGACUCGCACGUCGCGACACCAUAGUCAUACUCACGGUCGUCACUGUGAUUGUGCAGCCAGUGUACUACAGCGAACUGAUCCCUUCUAAUACCGUCAUUGACCCGUUCCGCAACGGGCAUUUUGUCACAGUCACAAAUGCACCCACAAACGUCAUCAUACUCUCCGCCCUCUACACGACUAUCACAAGCCAGAAGUUCUACAACAACCACGUCAACAUCAGCUUUUGUGACGGCAACCUCAGCCUCUUCUUCUUUUUCUUCUUCUCCCACUUUUCCAGGAUCACCCUCAACGACUGCAGCCGCUCUCACUACCACAUCGAGUGGUCCGUCUUCCGCAACACAAUCGUCGAUAUCAAGUACGACCGUUGUGAGCUCUUCUCCUAUAUCAUCGACAAUUCCUUCUUCAACUGUUCAAUCCACUACCUCCACCAGCUCGCCCACCUCUACGAGCACAAGCAAUCCUGUCGCUUCCACUGCAACCGCGUCCACUACCACGUCGAGUAG